Messenger RNA from Notechis scutatus (mainland tiger snake), 2371 nucleotides. The record is from RefSeq and is a predicted model, not a curated record. Lineage: Eukaryota; Metazoa; Chordata; Lepidosauria; Squamata; Elapidae.
CUUCAGCCGGCGGCGCUUGCAAGCGUGGAGAGGAGAACUCCGGCGCGCGCCUCGCCGACGAUCCUGCCUGAAGGCGCUGGAGGCUGUGGAGCUAGCUGGUCAUGGCAGUGGCGGCUGCUGGUACCUUCAGGGUCCUUCUCAGAGCAGCAGGGAAAGACAAUGCUGGCAGGAGGGCGGCGGCGGCGGCGGCUGUGCCUCUUCCUGACCUCUCCGCCGGGCUUUCUCUUGGCAGCGGCGGCUUAAAAGCGAAGCCUUACUGCACGCUGUCUCCGCAGCAGCAGCAACAGCAGCCCUCCGCCCCGCCUCCGGAUAUGAAGAGCUACCUGUGGAAAAGCUACAACGAGGCCAAAAGAGUCACCAAAGACUUAGUCCCUUCAAUCAUGAGUAAUUUGUUGAAUCCGGAUGCUAUCUUUUCCAACAAUGAAAUGAGUCUCUCAGAUAUAGAAAUCUACGGCUUUGAUUAUGACUACACUUUGGUUUUCUAUUCCAAGCAUUUGCAUACGUUGAUUUUUAAUGCUGCCCGGGACCUUUUGAUCAAUGAACAUCGGAGUUCACAAGGUCAAACCAUGAAACAGUUCAUGGACAUCUUUUCCUUGCCUGAGAUGACUCUCCUGUCUUGUGUGAACGAGUAUUUUCUGAAGAACAAUAUUGACUAUGAGCCAGUUCAUCUCUACAAAGAUGUGAAGGAUUCAAUCAGAGAUGUACACAUCAAAGGGAUAAUGUAUCGUGCAAUUGAAGCAGAUAUUGAGAAAUACAUUUGUUAUGCUGAGCAGACACGUGCUGUGUUGGCAAAGCUGGCAGCUCAUGGAAAGAAGAUGUUCCUGAUCACAAAUAGUCCUAGCAGCUUUGUGGACAGAGGCAUGAAAUUCAUAGUUGGAAAAGAUUGGAGAGAUCUCUUUGAUGUAGUCAUUGUCCAGGCCGAGAAGCCAAAUUUUUUCAAUGAUAAGAGAAGACCUUUCCGCAAAGUGACUGAAAGGGGUGUUUUGCUUUGGGACAAAAUUCAUGAAUUGCAGAAAGGCCAGAUUUACAAGCAGGGUAACUUGUAUGAAUUUCUGAAACUGACUGGUUGGCGAGGUUCCAAAGUCUUAUAUUUUGGUGAUCAUAUUUACAGUGAUCUAGCUGAUUUGACCUUAAAACACGGCUGGCGUACAGGAGCAAUUAUUCCAGAAUUACGAAGAGAGAUUAAGAUCAUGAAUACAGAGCAAUAUAUUCAGACUAUGACUUGGCUGCAAACUCUCACUGGAUUACUGGAACACAUGCAGAUUCACAAGAAUCCUGACUGCCAAAUGAUAUUAAAUGAAUGGAAAAAAGAAAGAAAGGAAAUGCGAGAAAUGACCAGGAAUUUCUUCAACUCUCAGUUUGGAAGCUUAUUCAGGACUGACCAAAACCCCACCUAUUUCUUAAGGCGUUUGUCUCGUUUUGCUGAUAUCUACAUGGCAUCAUUGAGUUGCCUGUUGAACUAUGACCAUGAUUACACAUUCUAUCCACGAAGGACUCCUUUGCAGCAUGAACUUCCAAUAUGGUCUGACCAGUUGUGCACGGGUACAUUCAGAAUACCAUUUCUCCAGGAGAUGGUUCAGAUCAAAUAACCUCCCCACGUCCCAGUUUUUUUUUGUAAUGUAAUGGUGACCAUAUUACUACGCAGUGGCUUUUUAAAGAAUAUUUAUUGUAAGAGCAAUUUUCUCUGUAGUGACUGGUUCUUGUUGUACAUGCUAUGGAGCAAAUGUGUCUAUCCAGCUGCUCUCUUAUUUUUUUCUAGUGAGAAUGGAUAAAAACUAUGGCAUUAGUUGCAUUAAGAACUAACUGAUUCUUUCCUCCAGUUGAAUAUUUACUGGAAUGGAAAAUUACUUGCACAUAAAUUUACAUAUAGCCCAUAAUAUUUGUCUUAUAUACUCUAACCAAAGGUCAUUACUUGAAAUUUGGGCUUGAUUUAAAUAUUUAUUCAGCUAAAAGCACAGCAACUAUUAUACUUUAUAAGGAAUGUAAAAUCUCAUCAAGAUUUCAAAUCCAUGCAGGGCUGGGUAUCUGUUAUUUUUUUAAUCAGAAUAUUAGAAAGUAAUUUUUAGUGGAUGAGAGAUUUAACUCCAUAGAACACUCAGUCAUUUUUUCCCCACAGACUUGUAUUUUCCUUAGGCAGCCAGAAAAAGCUGUAAUUAGAACACAAUAUUGCAUUGCUUGCAUUGAACCAAUCAAAGUUUUCAUUAUAGAGAUUUCCAGCCAAUUGAAAUUGACAGGACAGUUAGUAAAAUUGGCAGUAGAAACACUACAAUAGCACAAGUGUAGAAACAGAAUAAUACAUCUACUAAAGUGUGUUCAAUGUGAACAUUUUUAUAAUAUAACAGCUCUGUACAAAGAAUUAAUAGUGGAUACU